Podarcis lilfordi (Lilford's wall lizard) is the source of this 7796-nucleotide messenger RNA. The record is from the annotation of a GenBank genome assembly. Lineage: Eukaryota; Metazoa; Chordata; Lepidosauria; Squamata; Lacertidae.
CCCCCGUUUCUACUCCCUUUCAGCGCUGAAAAUGUUGCAUGCAUCUGCGGGAGUGCAUGUGCUGAUCAUGCGCACCUGGGGAAUUGCUGGUAUUUUAACCUUUCCUCAAAGGGGAGUUGAUCCCGCUCCUCCAGGAAACUUUGGGACACCCUUUUCAGAAUCCCGGUUUCCUGAAAAACCGGAUCCAGCUAGUGCUCAGUUCCACAGCGCCAUCCCAAGGUGUUCUGAAAGCUGCUAGUGACAAACAUGUUGGCUGCAAGUGCGCUGGGAAUUAUUUUACACCUCCACUUUCUGUUCCAUUGCCGCUGUCUCUUAUGGUUGUGGAAAGUCACGAUUUAAGACGAUGCCCUCUGACAGCAUCUAGCAGAACAGAUGCAUAUUUCCCUCUUGUCCUUUUAACCCAACAGGGUCAGACAGUGAACAAGGCAUAAAACCUCAGACAGACACAAAUAAAUAUUAAGACGCUGAAACUACCUUGAAAUCUUAAAACCAGAGAUUUAUUUUGCGGGGUGGAAAGGCCAGAGAAUUUCCCUUCUCCGAUCGGCCGAUUCCUUAGCUUUCAGUGUUCCCAAGCUGGCAAAUAGGUUCCCCCCCUCUGUGGUUUCGUGCUAAAUAUAUUGCUACUCUCUGUUGACCUAGACUGUGGCUGUGAGAAUGAAGGUCUUUAGGCCUGCAAACAACAAACGACCGUGUGUUUUGGGACUUACAGGAAAGGUUCUAUUACACAUGCAUGUGCCCCAAACCUUUAAGGGAUGGAAGGCUGUGGUUCUCCAGUUUAGUUAAAAUGGUACCACUGAAAAAGGAACAGAGUCUUUAUAAAGUUCAUUUAACUAGUUCAAGUUCAUCCUGUCCAAAAAAAGAAUCCAGCACGUCCCUUUGUAAAACUAAGCAGUUCGGGGUCACAUUCUGCUCACUGUUCAUACAAAUGAUGCUCUGCAAAAAUGUUUGGUAUUCAGAAUGUUUCAAGAUUCUGUGCUGAAAUAUAAAAUAUGCUUAGCCCCCUUCUAUUCUGUACAUAUAAAGCAGUAUCAUCAUCACUUGAAAUAGACUAGAUUGGCCUUUGGCCUGUUGCAGCAGAGCUCUUCUUGUGGGCUUGCUUCCUGGAGAUGAAGCUACAUGCCUUUAAGGAAAAGUUAUGACAUUUGGGGCUUCUUAGGUUAGACACAGCGGUUCUCAACCUGUGGGUCCCCAGAUGUUGUUGAACUUCAACUCCCAUCAUCCCUGAUGCUAGCUAGGGGUGAUGGGAGUUGUAGUUCAACAACAUCUGGAGACCAACAGGUUGAGAAAGACUGGGUUAGAGGAAAGGUGAGGAAGAGGGGACAUGACAGAAGAGCACAGAAUUAUGCAUGUUAUGGAGAAAUAAAAGUUCACCCCUCUGUCAAAACACUAGAACUUCGGGAUUUGUUGGAUUGGUCCCCAAGUCCAACUCCAACUCAAAUCCAACUCAAUGGUGUAAUGUUGGAAAAUGUUGAUCAUUUCUCCGACCUAGGCAGUUAUCUUUCCACAAGGGUCAAAAUUGAUGCCAAAAUCCAGCACUGCCUGAGCUCUGUGAGUGCGGCUUUCUCCCGAUUGAAGUGCAGAGUGUUUGAGGACCAGGACAUUUGCAGGGAAACCAAACUGCUUGUUUAAAAAACUAUUGUACUACCAACCUUACUGUAUGCUUGUGAAACAUGGACCACUUAUAAACAUCAUCUCCAACUCCUUGAAAGAUUCCAUCAAUGGUGUCUCUGAAAAUUUUUACACAUCACUUGGGAAGACAGGUGAACUAUUGCCAGUGUACUGGAAAAGGCAAAUAUCACCAGUGUCAAAGCAAUGCAUCUUCAACAUCAACUUCGUUGGACUGGUCAUGUUGUGUGGUUGCCUGAUUAUCACCUUCCAAAGCAACUACUCUAUUCCGAACUUAAAAAUGGAAAGCGUAAUGCUGGUGGUCAACAAAAGAGGAUUAAAGAUUGUCUCAAGGCAAAUCUAAAAAAAUGUAGUAUAAACACCAACAAUUAGGAAACACUUGCCUGCGAGCCCUCCAAUUGGAGAACAGCCUUUACUAAAGGUGUCAUGGGCUUUGAAGACACUCGAACUCAGGACGCAAGGGAGAAAGGUGCUAGGAGGAAGAAGGCACGCUUGGCAAAUCCACACCAUGAUCAACUCCCACCUGGAAACCAAUGUCCCCAUUGUGGAAGGACGUGUGGAGUAUGAAUUGCUGGGAACUGAGAGGCCUGUUGCACUCAGAUGCUGUUUGCACUCCCCAUAAGCACCUAGACCAGCUACUGCAAGAACAGGUUGCUGGACUAGGCGGGCCUGAUUACGGGCUUAAUUCUUGGGAAGAAGGCAGGCAAAUGCCCUGCUGCAGCUGCAACCCUGUGCCAAGUGAGCCCUGUGGAACUUACUAAUCAAACAUUGCACACAGUUAUUUGCACCCCUUUUCCUUGCAGGCCUGUCUUGUGCAGAGUGUGGAGGUGCAGACGCCUGUCGAAAUAAAUGGGCAUCCUUUGCAGAAAGCUCUGCCAGUUGGCACCGAAAGCAAUGCCCAAGCACAAUUGCACAGAAACAACCCCCCACCAAAAAGUGUGUAAAUACUCUCCAGGUGUGUGGAUCUGUGAUGAUAAGCCCCGAUCCCACACAUGGUUAGUACAACCUGAACAUGCCAGGCCUUCCUUCCCAAGAGUAGGAGUGCUUAGGACAAGGUAAUUUGACUGUGACCUGUAGCAGCAGCACCACGAGGUGCUCGCUGCCUGGAGGCUGUGGUGGAGGUGCCAACCAACGGGAAAUCCAUGUGCUAUCUGAGUCUCUCUCUCCUUUAGUUGCUCACUCACCCGGUUUGCAGAGCAGUGCAAAGACUAGCAGCAAACACUGCCCGAUCCUCUCGCUCCCUCCCCUCUCGAACAGGAGCUGGUGCACGCUUGCACGAAAAGGAGAGGGGGGGAAAAAGAGGGGCGGGGGUUAACGCCUUUCCUCUCCGAGCCCCCUUCCUCCCACCGACCCUCUCUUUGGAGGAAGAAAGAGGCUAGAAAAUCCUCGCCAGGUCUGCUCGCUCGAGCUUUCUUCUUCGCGGCUCGCCGAUCUCAGCGGGACCUUUUCGUUUUGCAAAGGCACCGCGCUAAGCGAAGGAGGAAGAGGUUUCUCCACCCCCCGUCUGGGGCUUGCUCUCCUGCGCAGCCCUCCAAAACUUUCCCGCUUUGCAUCGGCUGCCGUUCCCCCACCUUCGGCUCCUGCGAUGAGCGGCAGCCGCCUCCUCCUCGUCCCCAGCCAUGGGGGGCGGCGGCGACCGGCGGCUUCUGCUCGGGACCCCGCCGGCAAGGAUCGCCCCAGCAGGAAGGCGGAGUGAGAAAGGCGCGCGGAGCGGCAACACCAAGGAAGCGGCGGCGGCGGAGGCGCGGGGAAGAAAGGCGGCGGGAGAGGAAAGGAAUUCCCAGCAGCAGCAGCAGCAGCCUCCGGCCCGCCCGCCCUGCGCGCCUCCUCCCCGGGCCGAGCGGCGAGGGCGCCCCGCAGCACCCAUGGCCUAAGAGGAGCACCAGCCUGCAGCCCUCCCGGAUAUAGAAAGCCCCAUGCCUGGCCAGCCUUCUGUAAUACUUAGGGUCUUGGGUUGCCUUCUUUCAAAAAACAGAACAAAACCUGGGCUGGAGGAGACUGGAUUUUCCAAACCCUUUGAUACGCGUUACAACCCUCUGGAGCCCAACUCCUCCAGAAUUACCAUUGUUUCCACUUUUACAGCAACAACAUUCGCUUCUUUUGCACGUAGCCCCUCAAACCUACUUCAGCUUGGCUUUUGUUUUUUAGGGGAGUAGGGGGAAAAUAUAUUUCGGGACACUUUUUUUGGUAAUUCCCUCCCCUUGCAAGGGCGCUGUUUGGGGGCAUCGCUAUACUUGCGCGCGUGGAAAACUAGCAAAUAAAAGUAUUAGGUGGGGUGGGAAGGGGUUGGGAGUUGCAUUUCCUCCCCCACCUGGAGAGAAAGUGGGAAGGGAGAGAAGGAAAAGACCUCUCGCUAUGGCUGGGAGCAGCGACUGUGCGAGCAGGGUCCGAAGCCAAGGCAGCUGGAGCUCGGGCGAGGAGAAAAACUCUCCGUCUGCAGCGGCGGCAGAGGGAGCCUUAGGCGCCGGUUGCAACGGCUGCUGUUCCUCUGCUGGGCCGGAGGAAGUGGAGAGCAGCAGCAAGGAGAAGAAUGACCAUCAUCCCCAUCGGGUAGGAGGCUGGAGGAGUGGCGAAGAAGAGGCUCUUCCCAAGGUCUGGACGUGCUGCAAACUUUCCUGCGCUCUGGGCGCAGGCUCGCUGGCUCUGCUCUUGGCGCUCGGGACCCGCUUGGUGCGCAGCGCCGGCGAGGAAGAGGCGGAAGAAGGAGGAGGAGGAGAGGCCGCUGAGGGCGACGGGGCGCCCGGCCCAGGUGCGAGCUGGCCCCCGAUCCCGGGCUCGGCGCUGUGCUGCCUCCUCCUGGCCGCCUAUUUCUGGCUGGGCUGGGCCUUGCUGCGCGCCGGGGUCCGCUUGCGCACGGCGGCGCUGCUCGUGGCUGCCUGCUGCGUUGGGGAAGCGCUCGCGCAGCUGGCCUUGGCCCCCGGGGAGGAGCGCCUGCUCUCGCUGGCCGCCACUGGGGUGGUGCUGGGCUGCUUGGCCGGCGGGACAUGGCUGGCGCUGCGGCUCCGCCACGGCGUGCUCAUGAUCGCCUUGACUAGCGCCCUGCGGAUCGCCUCGCUCGCCUCCCUGGAGAGCAUCCGCGCGCCUUGGAGACCUUACCUGGCUUAUCUGCUCGCCUUGCUGGGCAUCCUUGGCGCAGGCUACGCGCGCCACGCCUUGCGCCGCCGCCGCGCCGCCGGGAAACAGGAGGAGGCGGAGGAGGAGGAGGAAGGCACCGAAGGGGCGGAAGGAGCGGGCUGUGGCGCUGCUGCUGCUGCUGCCCGGCCGGCCAAGGAAGAGGUGCCGGUUUUUAAGCGCAGGAGGAGAUCCAGUUCGAUGAUCUCCGCCGAGAUGGCUGGCUGCGGCAAUAAGUCCCAUCGCAGGACCUCCUUGCCUUGCAUCCCCCGAGAGCAGGUAAGGGGAGAUGGGAGAGGGGCUCUUGGAUGGAGAGAGGUGUGUGUGGGCGGGAUGGGGAGCAGGAGUGAGAGAGAAAAGAGACUUUUGUAAAAGCCCACUGCUGCUUUUUAUUCUUGGCAAGGGACGCGCGCAACUUUGGGAAUGAAACUUCAGCGUUCAAACUUUUUUUGCACUCGCCAUCCCAGUUCUCCCUUGAAAGCAGAAACCACGGUUCUCGGCAUCCCAGAAUAGUAAUUUAAAAAGGCACUGACGCAGAAGGGACCAGACAUUUCGACAACCGUUUGGCCCUUCGCGUUCCUCCUCUUGCAUUUUUUUGGCUUUUGUUUUGGACAGGACCAUAUUCUGUUGUGUGGGUGACCAUGUGCAUUGCAUAAUUUAAAAUCUCUCUCCGAAGAUGAUGCAGAGAAUAAUUGCUCAGCUGGGAACUGGGAAAACAGAUGUUCGUAUGAUUUUUCUUUUUAAAGAAAAGUGUAGUUGCUGUUCUUCAUCUGUACAGUUCUGUGCACAUUGGAGUCCUAGAGAUGUUGCUGUUUUAAUGUCCAGUGUUCCUUUAAGGCAUGUCUUCAUUACAGAAAGAACAGAUGUUCAGUGCUGUUAUGUUUGGGCCAUGUUUCGUGCCGAAUAGUUUGAAUGCAUCCUUUUAACUUUGAGGCCCAUAAUGGCGCAGCUGCCACUUUUGCACACCUACCUUUUAAUCUUGCAUUUUGGAUUCUGCAGAUGAGACAGCUCACAUUCUGUCCAGUAUCGCCUCAUUUUAUUUUUUUUUACAGUGGAUGCGCAGCUUCUAUUUAUUUGAGUUUGGCUGCAGAAAAAGAAAACGUUGUGGGAAUCGGAAGGUUAAGAUGUUUUGGAAACUUUUCCGUAACUUGUGGAAAUCUGUGUAGAAACUGAGUUUCUUUGUGAAACAAGGGGAAAUGUUGAAAAUAAACACCCUGGAAACAUAACAUUGCAUUUGAGUUAGCCUGAAUUGCUUUUUUUAAAAAGACCUGCAGUGUGAUACACAACUCAGUGGAGCUGAGGUAUUCACAUUUAACUCUGUUUUCGAGCAUUUAAAGUUCUUACCCAUGGAUUUUGAAGACACCAAGGUCCAGAUCCUAAGUGAACUUGUAGCUUGAGCCUCAACAUGUUUUCUUGGAAGUAAGCCACACUGAACUUCAAGUAAAUGUGUAUAGGAUCACAGCUGUACUUGCAAGCAAGCUCAGUUCAUGAGCCUUUCACUUAGCAUGCUGAGAACCAGUCUUGGUAGUCCUAUUUAAUCCAAGUAUAAGCGGUUUGUUGUUUAGUUCACCCAGAUGGCAAGAUGGAAUAAUAUUUUUCAGUAGAUUCUGCAGGGGUGAUGUCUUCUUUCGUCGUGGCACGAACUCUUUCAGUAUUGCACCCAAAUCUUAAUAAUGUAGUGUGGAAGCAAUUCUCAGUUAUUUUUAAUGAGACUUACUUCCUAGGAAUUGUUUCCGAAUCAAGGGGUGAGGCGUUAGGUAGCCUGAGAUCCAAAACCGACUUACUUGGAAGUAAGAUCAGUUAAACCCAUGGGAUUUCCCCCCUCAUUGAAAUGUGCUUGGUGUCAGGUGCUAGUUAACUCUGUGCGGAUAAAGUUUAGUGCAGUAUUGUCAACCAAAGGGAUAUUUUUGUGUCCUUGGAAGCAAAAGUGGUUAUUUUCCAGGCAAUGACAUCAAACCAUUUGGUGUGGAUCGCAGGGUCCCCCCCCGCUCACUCCUCUUGGAUUGGGUAGAUUUACAUGGUUUUGUGGUUGCUCGGGACAUUUUCUCAGCUAUACAUCUUUGAGGUCUAAUUUGCCACAAGUGCAAUUUGUUAAAAAAAAUUCUGGAAUAAAAUUUAUAUUCAGCACACUUUCAAAGUGAAAACAACAUGAAGAAAAACUUGGGAAACUGACCUGGAUUCCUGUGCUUUGCCGUGUUAUGUGAAGCAUGUUAAAGCGUGAAACCCCAUAUUAUUAUUUUUUAAAAAUAAAUUAUGUCGAAAGAGACUAUUAUUGAAUGGCAGGUGAUUCGAGCUUUAUUUUGUUUUGAAAUUUUAAUGUGCGACUGCCAGGACCUUCCCACUACUUUCUGUAGCACUUUAGAUAACGGUGACUUUCGAGAAAACAUGUUUGUAUUUAAUCACUUCAAUGUGGUCUGUUAAACUCUAUUCCGGCUGCUGUCAUUUGCUUACAGCAGCUUCUGAGAUCGCCUUAUUUCAUAAUGUAUGGAGUUAAGGAUACAAGAGGCAUGAAAUGAGAGGUGUCAAACAGCAGUGCUGUUGAGUGGCUUAUAGUUUAUGAGUUUGCAGGACAUUUUGAGGGUUGCUGAUCGAUACAGAUACAGAGAACUCGAAUCGCUGCCGCUUACAUCUUCAGGAAUUCUAAAGCGACUUGUUCCUUUCGGCUUGUUGACCGCAAAACAGACUUGUCAUUUGCAAAGGGAAGAAAUGGAUAAUUGUGGGUUAUGAACAGACCUCUGCUAAAUGCUGCAUUCAUAGUGUAGUACAGUAUUUAAAUUAUACUUUAAACUCAUUGAUUUAGAUUUGUAAAUUGUGCCUCCCCCCCCCCCCCCGCCCUGGCACCACAAAUACACACACACACGGUUUUGUAAAUAUUGGUUUUAAAAUAUGAAAAUCUUGCAUUGAGAAUCAGCACCGUCGGUGUUAGCCCUAUAUAGAGGAUGAGGGUACAAUGGCAAAAUGUGUGCCUUGGUGUAUUUUUGUAAAAGAACAUUUAUUAUUUGAAAGUGAAUGUUCGUAGGAGGUAGAGAAAGAUGCAGUCUUAAAGAUGACACCCCCAC